AUGGCAGCCACCUUGGCCAAGUACCCCCACAUCGGGAAGGUCGUCCCUGCCAUGGGCUACAGCCCAGCACAGGUGUCUGACCUCGAGGCCACUCUGAACGCAGUGCCCGCUGACGUCAUCGUGGUGGGCACCCCUACUGACCUCACCCUGGUCAUGCACCACCUCAACAAGCCCGCCGUGCUGGUGACCUACGGCAUAGCCCCCAAGGAGCAGGGGGCGCCACAGCUGCGAGAGGCGCUGCAGAAUUUCAUGGGGGCGCUGGUGCCCGCCAGGGCGUGA
Monoraphidium neglectum is the source of this 279-nucleotide messenger RNA. RefSeq lists its product as hypothetical. Bases 1 to 279 code for a protein of 92 amino acids. Lineage: Eukaryota; Viridiplantae; Chlorophyta; Chlorophyceae; Sphaeropleales; Selenastraceae. The transcript has 2 exons. The record is from RefSeq and is a predicted model, not a curated record.